GAUUUAUAUUUUGUAAUGAAGAUUUAUAUAACCAAGUUUACAUUGCUUGUACGCAUUCGGCUGAACUGCAGUGAGGACGAAGCAAGAAUGAAGAUUUACUCAGUUUCAACUAGGUGCUAUUAUGCGUUUGGGGCGCUUGUAUCUGAAGAGGUUUCACUCAAAAUCAAAGAGUUGCCUGGAGUCCGUUGGGUACUUCCCGAUUCCUACUUGGAUGUUAAGAACAAAGAUUAUGGAGGUGAACCUUUUAUUAAUGGCCAAGCAGUGCCAUAUGAUCCCAAGUACCAUGAGGAAUGGAUAAGAAACAAUAGUCGAGCAAAUGAGAGAAACAGGCGUAAUGACAGACCUCGUAACUUUGACAGAUCAAGGAACUUUGAAAGGAGAAGGGAAAAUAUGCAGAAUCGUGAUUUUCAGAAUACGGGUCCAUCUCCUAUGCCUAAUCAAGCUGGGCCAAAUUUGGGACCUGGACCUGCCAACAUGGGUCCUCCACCCCCCAACAGGGCUCCAAUGUCUCCCAACAUGGGUCCUCCACCCCCGAACAGGGCUCCAAUGCCACCUCCCAACAUGGGUCAACCAAACAACUACAAUAAUCCCCAGCCAAGCAACAACUGGAAUUCUGGGCCACCAAACAGCUAUAAUCAGGCGCCUCCCAACAGCUACAAUCAAAUGCCGCCCAACAACUACAAUCAGAUGCCUCCCAAUAACCCGGGAGGGGUGCCACCAAACAACAUGGCUCCGCCUUCUAAUGCAGGAUGGAAUGACCCUGGACAAUACCAGAAUAACUACACGCCAGACAGGGAUGCUGGAGUCAAUCCUGGUCCAAACCGUUACUAAGCUUGAGGCUAGUUGCAGUAUGAUGAAUCUUGAAGGCAUGUUGUAGAUAAACGAGGAGGUUGCUCGAGAUGGGCUGUAGGUUUCAAUGUUUCUGGUCUUGAAUGAUAUUUCGUUUGGCAUAUUGCUGUGGUCAGAUCGUGGUUGCCUUUCAUCCGAAUAUGAUUACACUUUCAAGGUCAUAUCUUAUGCGAUUAGUCGUGUCUUUACUUUGGUGCGCAGCAUGAGUUCUUUCAGGUAGUGCGCAUAUUGACAGAAAGCAGACUGCAUGGGGAUCCUUGUUAAAUGGAACAUGUUAAUUUGCAGUACUCUCUGAAGAUUAUGUGUUGCUAUUCGUUCGUAGAUUGUUUUUGCAUAUUUUGGGGGUGAUGUUAUUUUGCUAGAAAAAUGACAUGUUACAUUGUCAAUUUGGUAACCCGAUUCUCAGUUUGGCCCCUGAA
Messenger RNA from Pyrus x bretschneideri (Chinese white pear), 1268 nucleotides. Its product is annotated as multiple organellar RNA editing factor 8, chloroplastic/mitochondrial-like. Gene Ontology annotation, biological process: mitochondrial mRNA modification; cytidine to uridine editing. Bases 16 to 831 code for a protein of 271 amino acids. The transcript is spliced from 3 exons. The record is from RefSeq and is a predicted model, not a curated record. Gene Ontology annotation, cellular component: mitochondrion. Lineage: Eukaryota; Viridiplantae; Streptophyta; Magnoliopsida; Rosales; Rosaceae.